UCAGUCUCAUGGGUUCCAGAGGAACAGGUAUCCAGACGUACAAAGAAGCUUCUAUCAGGGAGGUAUGAGAUGAACCAGUUAAGGACAGUGCCAGAGAGGCCAACCAGGUGCCUCGAUCUGUUUAUUAAAAUGCAAUGGUCUACCGUAUCGAAGGCAGCAGUUAGAUCCAGCAGAACCAAGACUGUGAGGUUAUGGUUAUCUAAAUGACACGCGAUGUCAGUUAAAAAUCUUUAAAAAGACUGUAUUGUUCAUCCUAAAACCAGAUUGAUGCUUCUCUAAGAUGCUUUAACUCAAAGAUCAUUUACUUGAAUAAAAACAUUCUUUUUAAUAUAUAAGAUUUUAUUAAAAAAAAAAACAAAAAAAAAAACAAAAAAAAAAAAAAACGUACCACCGCCUUAAAGGAGACAGGGAACUUCAUUUGAGAACAUGUUAUUUCCACCCUGGUGGAAAAUAAAAAGUCAAAAUUUGGUGGGGAAGCCUCAGUGAGAACAGUAAGUGCAUGUCUCUCCCAUGUCUCUGUAAGAAGAAGUCAGUCCAGGUUUUAGAUUUUCAGAACUACAGAAGAUGACACUUACCAUGGAAGAUGUAAACUGGGGUUUCGGAGCAAAGUCUUCUGUCUCAAGGGACCACAUCCAUGUGACUCAAACACCAACAGCCCAAUGAGAAGACCAGAGCAGCUGUUUUUGUCUUCAUUCCAAUCAUCUAAUAUGAAGUUCAGAGGACCUGUGGACCUCUCCAGACAUGAGGUUUUAACAUUAAUUUUGUUUAUGUUUGGUGAUCUGCUGUCAGUGUUGACACAUGUAUCUAUACUCAUAUAUUUCCACCUAUACAUAAAAUGGUUUAGUGUCAUUGAUUCAAAUGGUUUAAUUUUAGAUCUCUUGAUAUAAAUAACUUAGCUUUCCUUUUUAUGAUCACGGGAUGUUUGAAGUGGUUACUUUAUUGUAACACCAACACGCUUCCUACUGGAAGAUGGUUUUAACACCCCCAUGGUGAACAGAGAGCACAAUUGGUGUCCCGUUAUGUUGUUGUUGUACCGUUUCUCUCCCCUCAUUUCAGGUAACUGGGGCGGAGCUAAGCUCUUAUUGCAGACAUGCCACAACUGAACAGGUUGGGUUUCAUCACAUAUAAAUACACCAGGACCUGUGCCAUUUUCUCUUUGUUUCCUUGAUCAAAUUAUACCUCUCGUCAGUUGUGUGUCUGCUUACUAACUAGUACAAAUCACAACUUGAGCAUUUAUGAAUAGAUUUCAGUAAUAAAUUAAAUAUGAUAUUGAUUAAUUAUGUACAUAUGAGUCAUAUGUAAUGCUGUCUAUCUGUCUGUAAACCAUUCUAAUGUAAGAGUCCUGCUUUAAAUCCACUUUUCAUGAAGGUUCUGAUGUUCAACCAUAGUUUCUAAUAACUGAGACAUAUGUUGAUUCAGCUGUGUUUUCAUUUUGGAGACUGUGGGUUGUGGAACUAUGGACAAGUGUUCCUAUUGUGAUGGUCUCCGGCCUAGCAUGGCCUGUUUUGGUGUUUUUAUUUGUCUUUGUCUUUCAGGUACCUUGCUGGUAGGCGGAGCCUAGUUAGGCAAACUGGGAGCACCUGGCCAGCCUUUCAGUGGGUGGCCCAUUUGUGUAUUUAUUUCUGAUUCUUGAUUAUUUUUCUUCAUCAACACUUUACAUUCUACACAAGGACAUUUACCCAUCAACAGACACACUGAUAAACACUGGCCCCACCUCUGUGGUACGCUUUUGUUGUUAUUAUGUAUCCUCAUUUGUUAUAAAUAGAUUUCUUUAACGUUAUAGCGUAUCUUCGCUUUUUGACGCUGCACAUGAGCCGGGUCGUAACACUAUUAUUUUGACAUUUUAGUCAGUGGGCUUGAUAAAAUAACAGCAAUUCUUUAGGUUUAAUUCAGUCCAAUUUAACCGCACCACACACUCCACCUUCUACAAUGAUCAUCAGCUGUCAAUCAACACACCUUUUUAGAUCCAGAUCCAGGAAGUGAAGUUAUAAAACUACGUGUAUCUGGAGGUAGAGCUUAGUGUCCUCAACCUGUCUAUGCUCAGGUAGAAACCAUUUUCAGUGUUAAGGGCCAGGUGAGACUACACAUAAAAGAGUCUUUCAUUUAGUUGUUGGUUUAUGACUUUGACUAGACUUUGUCCAGAGGCGGUGUGUUAUCGGGUUUAUCAGGUAUCAGGUUUCAGCUGUUUCUGUGUCUGCAGGAGUUUCCAUUAUGUUUCCAGUACACACCACACAGAAGUAACACACCACCAGGACACUGAACAUCAGGAUAAAACCUGAAGAGACCUCGGCUCAAACUUUAAAUCCACCUUCCUAGUGCAGGUGUCGGCUCUGUCAUGGAUCAGAGUGAGGACAGAGAGGAGGGACUCUCUGCCUCUAAACCAGAUCCAUGUGAGGAAUAUGACGACCAAACCAGAGCUCACAGGCCAGAGAAACAGGAGAGGAUGGACUCUCCUACACCCAGCUGUGUGUCCAUGAAGAGUGACAGCUCCAGGAUUGAACCUACUGACUUUAAAGGACAACAUUCAUCUGAAACAAAGCCAGAGAAACAGGAGAGGAUGGACUCUCCUACACCCAGCUGUGUGUCCUUGAAGAGUGACUGGUCCAUGGUUGAACCUAUUUACUUUAAAGGACAACAUUCAUCAGAAACAAAUGAGUGGUCCAUGAUUGAGCAUACUGACCUUGAAACACAGCCUUCACCUGAAACAAAGGUUCAAUCCACCAAGGAGCAACAAACACCCCUGGACUCUAUAUUUACGAUUCUUAAAGAGAACCUUGUCAGUUUUGUGACGGUUGAGUUGAAGAAAUUCCAGCAUCUUCUGAGUCUUGACCAAGAGCCCCAGAGGGAUGAUGAGGAGGUGGAUGGUGAAGAAAAAGAGCAGAAGAGCAUCAUCAGAGGGGCUUUAUUGAACCUCACAAUGCAAUACAUGAGGAAAAUAAAGCAGGAGGAUCUGGCUGACUGUCUGCUGAGUAGAACUUCUUCUGGACAGUGUCAAUGUGAACUCAAGUCAAAUCUAAAGAAGAGGUUCCAGUGUGUGUUUGAGGGGAUUGCUAAAGUAGGAAAAUCAUCCUUUCUGAAUCAGAUCUACACAGAACUCUACAUCACAGAGGGAGAAUCAUCAGAGGUCAAUAAUGAACAUGAGGUCAGACAGAUUGAAGGAGCUUCCAGGAAGAAAGAUGAAUUGGAAAAAAGAAUCAAAUGUGAAAAUGUCUUUAAACCAUCAACUCACAGAGAUGAACCAAUCAGAACAGUGAUGACAAAGGGAGUGGCUGGCAUUGGGAAAACAGUCUUAACACAGAAGUUCACUCUGGACUGGGCUGAAGACAAAGCCAACCACGACAUCUUCUUCAUAUUUCCAUUCACUUUCAGAGAGUUGAAUGUGGUGAAAGAGAGAAAGUUCAGCUUGGUGGAACUUGUUCAUCACUUCUUCACUGAAACCAAAGAAGCAGGAAUCUGCAGGUUUGAAGAGUUCCAGGUUGUGUUCAUCUUUGACGGUCUGGAUGAGUGUCGACUUCCUCUGGACUUCCACAAGACUGAGAUCCUGACUGAUGUUACAGAGUCCACCUCAGUGGAUGUGCUGCUGACAAACCUCAUCAGGGGGAAACUGCUUCCCUCUGCUCGCCUCUGGAUAACCACACGACCUGCAGCAGCCAAUCAGAUCCCUCCUGAGUGUGUUGACAUGGUAACAGAGGUCAGAGGGUUCACUGACCCCCAGAAGGAGGAGUACUUCAGGAAGAGGUUCAAAAAGAAGAAACAGGCCAGCAGGAUCAUUUCCCACAUUAAGACAUCACGAAGCCUCCACAUCAUGUGUCACAUCCCAGUCUUCUGCUGGAUCACUGCUACAGUUCUGGAGGAUGUGUUGAAAACCAGAGAGGGAGGAGAGCUGCCCAAGACCAUGACUGAGAUGUACAUCCACUUCCUGGUGGUUCAGACCAAAGUGAAGAAUGUCAAGUAUGAUGAAGGAGAUGAGACAGAUCCACACUGGAGUCCAGAGAGCAGGAAGAUGAUUGAGUAUCUUGGAAUACUGGCUUUUGAUCAGUUGCAGAAAGGAAACCUGAUCUUCUAUGAAUCAGACCUGACAGAGUGUGGCAUCGAUACGACAGCAGCCUCAGUGUACUCAGGAGUGUUCACACAGAUCUUUAAAGAGGAGAGAGGACUGUACCAGGACAAGAUGUUCUGCUUCGUCCAUCUGAGUGUUCAGGAGUUUCUGGCUGCCCUCUAUGUUCAUUUGACAUUCAUUAAUCAUGGUGUCAAUCUGCUUGGAAAAGCCCAAAAAUCCUCCCUGUUGUAUGGCUUAUUUGAAGAUGAACCUAGCCUAGAUCAUCUCCACCAGUGUGCUGUGGAUCAGGCUUUACAGAGUCCAAAUGGACACCUGGAUCUGUUCCUGCGCUUCCUCCUGGGUCUUUCACUACAAACCAGUCAGAGUCUUCUGCAUGGCCUGGUGAUAGAGAAAAGGAACAGUGAAACAGCCACCAUAGAGAUAGUGAAGUACAUCAAGGAGAAGAUUAGUGAGGAUCUUCCUACUGACAGAAGCCUUAAUCUGUUCCACUGCCUGAAUGAACUGAAGGAUCAUUCUCUAAUAGAGGAGAUCCAACAGUUCCUGUGUUCAGGAAGACUCUCAGAAAAGAAGUUCUCUCCUGCUCAGUGGUCAGCUCUGGUCUUUACCUUACUGUCAUCAGAAGAAGAUCUGGAUGAGAUUGAUUUGAAGAAAUUUUCUGCUUCAGAAGAUGCUCUGGUCAGGAUGCUGCCAGUCAUCAAGGCCUCCAGAAGAGCUCUGUUGAGUGAUUGUAACCUGUCAGAGAAAAGCUGUGAAGUUCUGGCCUCAGUUCUCAGCUCCCAGUCCUCUUGUCUGAGAGAGUUGGACCUGAGUGAUAAUGAUCUGAAGGAUUCAGGAGUGAAGCUUCUUUCUGAUGGACUGAAGAGUCCACACUGUCUACUGGAAACUCUCAGUUUGUCAGGCUGUCAGGUCACUAAGGAGGGCUGUUCUUUUCUGGCCUUGGCUCUGACCUCUAACCCCUCCCAUCUGAGAGAACUGGACCUGAGCUCCAAUCAUCUAGGAGACUCAGGAGUGAAGCUGCUGUCUGAUAUGAAAGAGAAUCCAGACUGGAGACUGGACACACUCAAGGUGGACCAUGGUGGAGAGCAGAGAAUGAAACCUGGUCCCAGAAAGUAUGCUUGUAAACUCACAAUGGACCGAAACACAGCACACAGGGACCUCCUGCUGUCUGGCGACAACACAAAGGCACUGAGACAGACGCAGACACACCAUCUUACUCGAGAGACAUUUGACCACUGUCAGGUUCUGUGUACAGAUGCAGUGACUGAUCGCUGUUACUGGGAGGUUGAGUGGAAAGGAAAUGUGCUCAUAGCAGUGACUUAUGAAACAAGCAAAAGGAAAGAAAACACUGAAGACAGUUGGUUUGGGAACAACAGUUGGUCCUGGAGUCUGCAAUGCUCUGAUAAUUAUUAUUCUGUCUGUCACAAUAAAACAGCAAUGGAGAUUUCACCCUCUCUCCGCUCUGUAUCUAACAGAGUAGCAGUGUAUGUGAACUACUCUGCUGGAACCAUCUCCUUCUACAGAGUCUCUAAUGAAAAACUGCAACCUCUCCACACCUUCCACUCCACCUUCACUGAACCUCUCUACCCUGGAUUUGAAUUUGAAUGCAACUCCUCUGUGACUAUUUCUGUCAUUGGCGAGCAGCAGGGUGUCGGCUCUGUUAUGGAUCAGAGUGAGGACAGAGAGGAGGGACUCUCUGCCUCUAAACCAGAUCCAUGUGAGGAAUAUGACGACCAAACCAGAGCUCACAGGCCAAAGAAGAAGAAGGAGAGGACAGACUCUCCAAUACCCAGCAGUGUGUCCAUGAAGAGUGACAGGUCCAUGAUUCAACCUAUUGACUUUAAAGGACAACGUUCUUCUACAAGAAAGCCAAAGAAGAAGAAGGAGAGGUCAGACACUCCAACACCCAGCAGUGUGUCCAUGAAGAGUGACAGGUCCAUGAUUCAACCUAUUGAUUUUGAAAGACAACAUUCUUCUACAACACAGCCAAAGAAGAAGAAGGAGAGGACAGACUCUCCAAUACCCAGCAGUAUGUCCAUGAAGAGUGACAGGUCCAUGAUUCAACCUAUUGACUUCACAGGACAACGUUCUUCUACAAGAAAGGUUCAGGAGAGUACAGAGAAUCCUACGGCUCAGUCUACUCAGGGGCAACAAACACACCUGAACUCUAUAUUUAUGAACCAGAGGAAAGCAGAGGUGGAUGUCAAAGAGAAAGAGCACAAGAGCAUCAUCCGAGAGGAUUCCCUCAUCACUGAGCAAAACAGGAUGGCUGACUAUGUGAAGGAUGGAAAUCCUUCUCAGCUGUGUCUAUGUAAAUUCAAAUCAAAUCUAAAGAAGAAGUUCCAGUGUGUGUUUGAGGGGAUUGCUAAAGCAGGAAAGUCAUCUUUUCUGAAUCAGAUCUACACAGAGCUCUACAUCACAGAGGGAGAAUCAUCAGAGGUCAAUAAUGAACAUGAGGUCAGACAGAUUGAAGCAGCUUCCAGGAAAAAAGAUGAACUGGAAAAAAGAAUCAGAUGUGAAGACAUCUUUAAACCAUCAGCUUACAGAGAUGAACCAAUCAGAACAGUGAUGACAAAGGGAGUGGCUGGCAUUGGGAAAACAGUCUUAACACAGAAGUUCACUCUGGACUGGGCUGAAGACAAAGCCAACCAGGACAUCAUCUUCUUAUUUCUAUUCACUUUCAGAGAGCUGAAUGUGGUGAAAGAGAGAAAGUUCAGCUUGGUCGAACUUGUUCAUCACUUCUUCACUGCAACCAAAGAAGCAGGAAUCUGCAGCUUUGAAGACUUCCAGGUUGUGUUCAUCUUUGACGGUCUGGAUGAGUGUCGACUUCCUCUGGACUUCCACAAGACUGAGAUCCUGACUGAUGUUACAGAGUCCACCUCAGUGGAUGUGCUGCUGACAAACCUCAUCAGGGGGAAACUGCUUCCCUCUGCUCACCUCUGGAUAACCACACGACCUGCAGCAGCCAAUCAGAUCCCUCCUGAGUGUGUUGACAUGGUGACAGAGGUCAGAGGGUUCACUAACUCCCAGAAGGAGGAGUACUUCAGGAAGAGAAUCAGAGAUGAGGAGCAUGCCAGCAGGAUCAUCUCCCACAUCAAGUCAUCACGAAGCCUCCACAUCAUGUGUCACAUCCCAGUCUUCUGCUGGAUCUCUGUUAUAGUUCUGCAGUAUCAGUUGAGAAUCAAAACAAAGAGGCAGCUGCCCAAGACCCUGACUGAGAUGUACCUCCUCUUUCUGGUGGUUCAGACCAAAGUGAAGAAGCUCAAAUAUGAUCAAGCAUGUGAGACAAAUCAACUCUGGUGUCCAGAGACCAGGAAGAUGAUUGAGUCUCUGGGAAAACUGGCUUUUGAUCAGCUGCAGAAAGGAAACCUGAUCUUCUAUGAAUCAGACCUGACAGAGUGUGGCAUCGAUAUCAGAGCAGCCUCAGUGUACUCAGGAGUGUUCACACAGAUCUUUAAAGAGGAGAGAGGCCUGUACCAGGACAAGAUGUUCUCCUUCGUCCAUCUGAGUGUUCAGGAGUUUCUGGCUGCUCUCUAUGUUCUUUUGACAUUUGUUAAUCAUGGUGUCAAUCUACUGAAGAAAUCACAAAAGUGGGAGUGGUUGUAUACAAUAUUUCGCGAUGAACCUAACCUAAAGCAUCUCCACCAGUGUGCUGUGGAUGAGGCCUUACAGAGUCCAAAUGGACACCUGGAUCUGUUCCUGCGCUUCCUCCUGGGUCUUUCAUUCCACACCAAUGACCGUAUUCUUUAUGGCCUGGUGAGAAAGACUGGAAACCGAGCCACGACCAAUAGAAAAACAGUGGAGUAUAUCAAGAAAAAGAUCAGCAAAGAUCUUCCUACAGAGAGAAUUCUUAAUUUGUUUCACUGUCUGAAUGAACUGAAGGAUGAAUCACUAACAGAGGAGAUCCAAAGGUACCUGAACUCAGGAAGGCUCUCAGGAACAAAUCUGUCUCCUGCUCAGUGGUCAGCUCUGCUCUUUACGUUACUGUCAUCAGAAGAUCUUGAUGUGUUUAAUUUGAAGAAAUUUUGUGCUGCAGAAGAUGUUCUGCUCAAGUUGCUGCCAGUCAUCAAAGCCUCAAAAAAAGCAAUGUUGAGUGAUUGUAACCUGUCAGAGAGAAGCUGUGAAGCUCUGGCCUCAGUUCUCAGUUCCCAGUCCUCUUGUCUGAGAGACUUGGACCUGAGUGGUAACGACCUGAAGGAUUCAGGAGUGAAGCUUCUUUCUGAUGGACUGAAGAGUCCACACUGUCUACUGGAAACUCUCAGUUUGUCAGGUUGUCAGGUCACUAAGGAGGGCUGUUCUUUUCUGGCCUUGGCUCUGACCUCUAACCCCUCCCAUCUGAGAGAACUGGACCUGAGCUACAAUCAUCCAGGAAACUCAGGAGUGAAGCUGCUGUCUGAUAUAAAAGAGAAUCCAGACUGGAGACUGGACACACUCAAGGUGGACCAUAGUGGAGAGCGGAGAAUAACGCCUGGUCUGAAAAAGUAUGCCCGUAAAUUCAGACUGGAUCUAAACACAGCACACGGGGACCUUCAGCUGUCUGACGACAACACAAAGGCAAAGGUAGUGAGAGAGACUCAGGAAAAUGGUUUCCACCAGGUUCUGUGUAAAGGUAAAGUGACUGAUCACUGUUACUGGGAGGUCGAGUGGAAAGGAAACGUCCUGAUAGCAGUGACUAAUAAACCAGUGACCCCUGAGGACUGUUGGUUAUUGAGCAACAGUCAGUCCUGGAGUCUGCAUUGCUCUAAAAAGGGUUACUCUGUCUGGCACAAUGGAACACAAAAAGAGCCUCAAUUCUCUUCCUCCUCUGUAUCUAACAGAAUAGCAGUGUAUGUGAACUACUCUGCUGGAAUUAUCUCCUUCUAUACAGUCUCUGAAACCAGUGUGUUUCAUCUCUUCACCUUCUACUCCACCUUCACUGAACCUCUCUACCCUGGAUUUGGGUUUUUUUCGUGGUCCUUGGCUCUCAGUGUGUAUGUGUGUGUGUCUGCCGGUAUGUUAUGUUCCCAUUGGUGUGUGUGUUAUGCACAAAAGUACACAUCUGCAUUUAUGCGUUUCCUUGUUUUCUCAAUAGUGCAAUACAAAAUCUGCAGGCCUGUUGACUCAGCUGAUGUCUGUGAGAGUCAAUCACAACCAGGCAACUUGUAUUGUGUGUGUCACUGAAACUAAAGCUGUCUUUACCCUGAACAUCCAGAAGUAAAUCUUUCAAGUCUACUUCCACAGUCACACACGUCUUCCUCUUUGUCUGGCAGAGAGGAGGAUGAGAACAUUGUGUGAAUAUAUCCCAAACAAAGAUUCAGUAUAAUCACCGCUGAAAAUAUACUCAACUUUGACUACAGAUUAUUGUUAUAAUUUUGAAGAACAUACCACCAGAUACGAACAAGGUAAGUAUAGAAUUAUACUCAAUUGGUUCAUUGCUGGAAUUUCAAACAGUUCACAUUAAUAAUGUAAUACUGCAAUGAUUGGUUUUAGACAC
Molecule: messenger RNA, 9530 nt
Organism: Mugil cephalus (flathead mullet)
Lineage: Eukaryota; Metazoa; Chordata; Actinopteri; Mugiliformes; Mugilidae
Exons: 25
Coding region: 2336-9217 (2293 amino acids)
Molecular function (GO): protein binding
Source: RefSeq, a predicted model, not a curated record